AUGGUGACCAAAGAAGAAGAUUGUAGUCUUCCUCCUCCUGCAACAGAGCCGUCGAGAUGUUAUUCUCCAUCUUCGUCCACUCCUCUUGCGGAGUUAGAGACUGUUCGAAGCUUAGAAAUCGUCGAAUCUUCCUUUCUCUCUCCCGUUUGGUUACUCGUGAUCUUCUGCGUCAUUAAUCUGUUAAACUAUAUGGAUCGAGGUGCGAUAGCGAGCAAUGGUGUGAAUGGAAGUAACAAGAGUUGUAAUGAUAAGGGCAAAUGCACUCCAACAACUGGGAUUCAGGGACAUUUCAACCUAAGUAAUUUUGAAGAUGGUGUAUUGUCAUCUUCAUUUAUGGUUGGGCUUCUUGUUGCAUCACCAAUCUUUGCUUCAUUAGCAAAAAGCUUUGAUCCAUUUAGACUUAUUGGAGUAGGUUUAACUGUUUGGACUAUUGCAGUUCUUGGUUGUGGUAGUUCCUUUGCCUUUUGGUUUAUCGUCUUAUGCCGAAUGUUUGUUGGUGUAGGUGAAGCUUCUUUCAUUAGUCUUGCAGCUCCAUUUAUAGAUGAUAAUGCUCCUCAGACACAGAAAGCUGCCUGGCUUGGACUGUUUUACAUGUGUAUACCAAGUGGUGUUGCUUUGGGUUAUGUCUAUGGUGGAUUCGUUGGAAAACAUUUUAGUUGGCGGUAUGCGUUUUGGGGAGAAGCUGUUUUAAUGGCUCCAUUUGCUGUUCUUGGUUUCUUGAUGAAACCUUUGCAGUUAAAAGGGUUUUCUCCUACUAAUUCGACAAUGAGGGUUAGAUCAAUUGAAAUAAUGGCUUCAUCUAUACACUCAGAGAUAUCGAAAAACGACAAUCAGCUUCAAGUUGGUAAUGAGAUUGAGCAUGAUCAGUUUGAGGUCGCCAUUGAAACUUCCAAGUCAAGUUACGCGAACGCAGUUUGCAAAUCGUUUACUCAAUUCGCAAAAGAUAUGAAAGUUCUAUGUAAAGAAAAGGUCUUUCUUGUUAAUGUCUUAGGUUAUGUAUCAUACAAUUUUGUUAUUGGAGCAUAUUCAUAUUGGGGACCAAAGGCGGGUUACAAUAUUUAUAAAAUGAAAAACGCCGAUAUGAUCUUUGGUGCAGUAACUAUCAUUUGUGGGAUAGUUGGAACAUUAUCAGGAGGCUUCUUUCUUGAUCGCGUCACUGCAACAAUUCCAAAUGCUUUUAAGCUCUUGUCUGGAGCAACUUUUCUCGGGGCGAUAUUUUGCUUCACUGCUUUUACCUUAAAGAGUUUAUACGGUUUCAUCGCUCUAUUUGCCUUAGGAGAGCUUCUUGUGUUUGCUACACAGGCUCCUGUGAAUUAUGUGUGUCUACACUCUGUGAAACCAAGUUUAAGACCAUUAUCAAUGGCAAUCUCCACUGUCGCAAUUCACAUAUUUGGCGAUGUUCCUUCUUCGCCUCUUGUCGGUAUUGUUCAGGAUCAUAUCGACAGUUGGAGAAAAACCGCAUUGAUCUUAACAUCGAUUCUGUUCUUAGCUGCUGCAACAUGGUGUAUAGGGAUAUUCAUAAACAGUGUAGAUCGGUUUAAUGAAGAAGAAACUGGAAGCGAGAGUUCGACGAGGCAAGAACAAUCGAUUCAAACUCCCAGAGAUACUUUAGCUUAA
This is a messenger RNA of Arabis nemorensis, 1617 nucleotides long. Lineage: Eukaryota; Viridiplantae; Streptophyta; Magnoliopsida; Brassicales; Brassicaceae. The record is from the annotation of a GenBank genome assembly.